Messenger RNA from Polyodon spathula (Mississippi paddlefish), 2128 nucleotides. RefSeq names its product ankyrin repeat domain 33ba (gene ankrd33ba). The coding region runs from base 325 to 1872 and encodes 515 amino acids. NCBI's taxonomy places the organism in Eukaryota, Metazoa, Chordata, Actinopteri, Acipenseriformes, Polyodontidae. Gene Ontology annotation, molecular function: protein binding. The record is from RefSeq and is a predicted model, not a curated record. The transcript is spliced from 4 exons.
UGUAUGCUUUCUAUAUCGAGGAAUGAGAACUGUAAAUUCGAAGUGGAGAUUGAAGUGUAUGGUGAUUUCCAGAAUUGAAAACACUUCGUUUUCGUAUUGAUAGUCCAAAACUCCAAAUGAGUUCUAAAAAAAUAUUAUGAGGGUUUAUAAUACGCACACUUUUGUCAAUGCGAAAAUCGUCUUUCCAAUAUCCCAAAUUGGUAUCCAGGAUGAAGAUUUAUAAAAGUGGGCCACCAUGGAACUAAGACUUUACCUGCUUCGAGAAAUUCUUGGAUUUGUACUUUUUAGUUUUCCGCCUGGCAAAUGUAUCAGUAGGAGAGUUAAAUGGUGCUGAUCGCGGACGACAGGGGUGGAGGAGCACCCUCUUCUGAGAAACUGACUGGACAAAUUCAGCAAACUAAAAGUGAGAGCAGUGUGGUGAUCGUUGGGGGCGCGGAAGUUUCUUUCUUGGAAACAAAUGUUGAAUCGGAUCAUUUCAACGGUUGCGAGAGUUUAGAUCAGGAGGAAGAUGAUUAUGAAGAGUAUGAUGAUUUUUCCGACUUGCCCGAUACUUGCAGUUUCGCCUCGGAUGAUUCGUUCUACCCUCCCGACAACCUCCUGUCCACCUCGGAUGAAGAGAGAGGGGAGACUUCAGACAGCCCCACGCCCCUCUCCUUUUUCCAAGCUUGUAACACGAACAACCCCCGCAUGGUUAAAGUCAUGAUCAGACAAGGAGUUACAGAAGAUCAAGUCAGGGAAACUGAUAAAAACAACCGGACUGGGCUGAUGGUUGCCUGUUAUCAAGGCUUUGUGGACAUAGUUAUAGCUCUUGCUCAAUGCCCCUAUAUUGACGUGAACUGGCAAGACAAUGAAGGAAACACUGCUCUCAUAACUGCUUCCCAAGCAGGGCACAUAACGAUCUUGAACUACUUGCUGAACUACUACCCUGGCCUGGACAUUGAGAGGAGGAAUGUACACGGAUUCACACCACUGAUGAAAGCUGCAAUGCAGGGGAGAGCCGAAUGCGUCAGAGCUUUACUGUUAGCAGGUGCAGAUUUUCAAGCUACAGACCCUUCUCGGAUGUUGACACCCAGAGAAUGGGCGCUGUUCACUGGACGCUUCGAAACAGCCUAUCUGAUGCAUCGGCUGCUGGUCCGGCCUUGCCCGGAACAGUUCUCUACCUCUUACAAGCCUGAGUGGCCCAGCCUCAAGGAGCUAGUGGCCAAGGCAAGAGUGGAGAAGGGCUGCUUACAGAGGCUGUCAGAGAGAGUACGCUCUUUCUUCACCUUCAACUUACCCCACGACCCUGAGGAAAAUGGUGUCAUGGACCAUAUGGUUAGGAUGACAACAAGCCUGGGCAGCCCUUUUAUAGCAACAGCCUGCCAAACAGUGUGUCCUGACAGCCCGCCAUGUGUGGGCAAACAGCGUUAUGCUGUACAGGACAUCUUAAGGAAGCAACGGGUAGAGCAGUUAAGGAACCAGGGCCCAGAGAAUCUCAACAAAUAUAAGAAGCUCUUUCAGAACUCACAGGUUUUGUUGGUUCCUAAAAAGAAAGACAGGAGGGCCAGCCUGCAGCCUAACAGUCUGAAUAUCAAUUCAGCAACGACUGUGACUGUGAGGCGCAGCAGCCUGCUGCCUUUGCACCUGCUGAGGAGGAGAAGUGUGCGCCCUGGCAUUGUGGUGCCCAAGGUGAGGGUGUCCAAAGCACCUCCUCCCACUUACGAGCCUGAGAAAGUGAGGAGAAAAAGCAGCGCUAAAGAUAACCAGUUUCUUCAGCCUCCCAAGUGGAGGUACAAGGAGCUAAAGGAGGCACGGAAGAAGGCAGAAGAGGAGGAGAGGAAGAAAGCUGAGGAAGCAAGCCAGAAACGUUUGGCUGCAGGGAAGAAAGUGUGACCUUUCCUGUCAGCCCUGGCUAUAAAGACUUUUUGUUGAAGAUUAGGUUUAACAGAUUAAGGGCUUGUUGCUAAGCUAAUUCUAUUCUAGGGUGUUUCAAAUUUGCUUUGCAGAAUUUCUUUCUUGGACUAUAUAUAUAUUUUUUUCCUUUAUUUAUUUUGAAGCUGAUGAUGCAUUUUGUUUAAAUGGGCAACAAUCUGAAACUAUUCACACAAAACUAGCAGAAAUAUUUAAAAAAACAGGAUUAAACUUUGGA